CAUCAAGACAUGUUGUGUGCAUAAGGGUCCGUUAGCGAGUAAACAUAUCCAAUUAAGUAUUUUGUCCAUUUUCGCGCGUCAUAUUUUUGACGCAUAUUCUUGUCAUUGCUUGUCAUGCAUAUCGUCUUGCAUUCUGGAAUAAUAUCCAUGUCGUUUCUUUUCGGUCUCAUGGAGAGCCACUGCGUCUAGAUAAAACAUCGGAGCAGCAGCAUUUCCGCUUUACUACGGGCACCGACAUAGGUCGCAACCCAUACCCAGACGACAACGGCUGUCGCUUUGCUGUGUGGCUUUGCCACUGCGAAGACCGGGGUCCAUAGUUAGAGCGGUGCACGGAGCACGCAAGUUAUUGAGGCGCCGCUGCUGUUGUCUCCAUUAAACGCUUGAAGAAUCACAACUAUCCAUAUUCGCUGCCGGAUAUUGUCGAGAUGCUGGCGCAUUACUCGUGAACCGGACGCGGAAUGUUUGCUAAAGUAGAGCAGAUCUGCUCGAACGAAGUCCCUGAGCCACUGCGCUACGAAAGCUCCCCUGAAGACAUCGUGUCACUACGGGUGUUGCACAUUGUGUCCUAGUUGUCGCAACGUGUAGCUAGAUCGCUGCCUUUCCAAGAACGUGCGCCGGGUGAGCAGAAAGCGUUUCGCAGGCCGAGCCUUUCAUAAUUUGGUUGCUUGAAAAACAACACGUGGCCUGCAAAUUUCGGAUAGAUUCCGGAGUCUAUAGCGCUUAAAAUCUGUGACACGGUACUCGCCUUGCUGGCACCAGCGAAAGCCACCCUCAGAGGCGAGUAACACUGCGUCUGGUUUGCUGUUGCUGCCCGUGACUAUAUGACAACCUCAACAACUUGAUGUGAAUGAUUCACAGGCUGCAACAACCAUCAAAUAGUACUCGAGAAAAGAAAUACGAUGGGCAUUUUCCGGUCGGAGAAUAUGUGCAGUGGCACAUUAGUGCUGCCUAUGGAGAAAGCGAGACAUUUCGUUGACGUGCUAGGAUCCAGUGCUAACCUGAUGUUCCAGGAUGUCCACGCGAACCAAGUGGCACCGCAAAGACCGUAGCUAUAUACAUAGUAACUGUUGCUGAUUUACCGUUACCUCGAGUUAUGGGCGCUAUGUAUGUGAUCUUAUUAGACAGUGCUCUGUUGUGACCGUCAUGCAAUAUUUGACAGUGCUCUGUUGUUACCGUAUUUCCUCAUUUUGCAGCUCCCUAUUGCGUUCAUUAUUUGGCGUUCAUCUCACCCUUCUUGCAGGUACAAGAAGUUUAUUCAACGAAUAGAGGAUGUGGAGCGAGAGGUGCGAUGGCUGAUUGAAAAGUGUAAAAAAGCAGAAUUGCCUCUGUAUCAGAACGAUCUUGAGGGAUUUCUAGCAGCGCAAAGUUCAGAGCCCUAUAAAUUGGAUAAGGUGGAGCACGAGGUACGACAGGCUUACCACAACGUGACGCGGCUUGACGACAAUAAGCAGCAACUAGUUUCCGCGAGAAACGCGGCAAUAGAAGAACGACACGUCCUGGAAGCCGCGUCAAUGGCACUCUUUCAUCAGAGCAGUUUGUUAUGGUACUGUGAGUUUACAGAGAGUCUUCUGCAAUUUCUCCGUCAAUAUUAAUUCAUUUCCUGUCAUUUUGGUGUUCCGGGGGUUCUUUGGAUUGAUGCGUGUCGAUUGCGAGUUUGCACCUCUACUUCUGCAUGGUGCGUAUACCAAUUUACCUUUGGGAUUGAGUGGGUCCUCCACAUAAAUGCUGUACACUAAGAAUUCCAUAGCUUCACGGUUCAUAUAUUGCGUCAGAAGGAUAUGGAUUAGGUGGCGGGUCAUCCUCGUCUAGCUCACGGCCUGGUAUAGAGCGCAGGGGCCUUUUAGAUGGAGAUUUCGCGGAAACGCAGAAAUUAAUGCGCAACUCAGCCAAUGGAGUGGACGAAGAAACUAUUGGGACGCCCUUUGUUAGCGCGUCUUCCUCGAUGCAGUUCAAUAAUGCGGCCGGCGUCAUAAACCAGGUGUACUAAAUUACACAUUUUUACUACUGCUUGCACUCAGAAUUUUGAUUCAUAAGUGACUACCUUGGAAUUUUCUGCAUGUCCCAAACAAGUUAGAGCUAUACUCACCAAGACUUUAAUUUUGCUUUUCCUUCGUAAAGCAAAGGUGUUGCCCUCGCGUGUUCCUUUGGUUUCAACUUAUUGUAGUAUUUCUUUUGCUUUCAAUUUUAGAGCGAGCAGCAGCGGUUCGCGCGGUUCAUUUUCCGAUCAACACGGGGUAACGCCUUCACGCAUUUUCGGGAAAUUCACGAGCCAUUGACCGAUCCAAAGACAGGCGAAGACUGUCAGAAAGCCGUUUUCGUGGUCUACUAUCAGGGAAACAGCUCUUCCGCCAUGCAUGCGCGGAUUCUGCGAGCAUGCCAGCAGUUUGGUGCGAACUGCUACCCAUGGGUCACGACGGCGGCGAGAGGCCGCGAGAAACUCCGGCAGAUUUCAGUAGAGGUCAACGAGAGAGAAAGAGCACUCAUGGCUUCCGAAAAACUACUGAAAGACGAGCUGAAUUUUAUCCUGCAAAGGCAACCCGGAAGCUACAACUCGUUGCUGGAGGACUGGCGGCUCUUCCUCAUAAAAGAGAAAGGUACCAACUAGUAUGUUCUGUGUGAACAUGCGCUACAUCAAGGACAUCUCUGUUUCUGGAUUAUAGGUUUGAUAAAUUUUUCAACAAGACUUUUCAAUGACUCAAGAACAUUUAUGAAAACGAUAAUAUGCUUGUUUAGAGCUAAAGAAAGCCGCGAUAAUUCAUCGAACUUGAACUUCUCGCUCUUUAGGAACUUACGCAGUGCUAGAUAUGUGCGAAGGAGAGGGAACUACGCUCCGAGCACAAGUAUGGUAUCCCACUGCAGAAGAGGACUUCGUUCGAAGAGUCUUGAUCGCCGAGUCCAGGUCAACGCACUGCAGCGCCAUGCUCAUAACAGACCGUACUUAUUGAAAAUUAUACGCACUCUUGUGGCCCCUGUGAUUUUUGCUUUUUGAAGAACUUGACGUUGAUCCUUCUUCUAAUUUACGGGGACCUUAUGAAGCAGUGCCCAAACAUUGCGUCACGACCACAGGUGUGACUUAUAGCGGUGGCGGCGGGCAUGGGCACGACCAGCAGAUGCCUCCAACGUACUUCAAGAGCAACGGCUUUCUUGCGCCAUUUCAGACUAUGGUGAAUACCUACGGAAUACCAAGAUAUCAAGAAAUGACACCAGUCUUUUUUUCCAUCGUUACCUUUCCCUUUCUCUUUGGUGUCAUGUUCGGAGACGUAGGGCAUGGACUGAUGCUGCUUUCCAUUGGCAUCGCAAUCACCCAGCACGAAAACAAGAUCAAAUUUCAAUACCCAGCGGUCUUCGACUUCCGAUACAUGGUAUUAAAAGCUCAUCCUGAACAAGAGAGUGCAUCUUCGCUUCACAUCUGGAAUCAGGAAGUCCGGGAAGGUGUUGUCGCAGUUAGCAAGCGAGCCGGAUUGUAGUAAUGCUAAUUGAUACGAAAAAAUGGCGUCCGAAUUCAAAACUAGAAAAUCUGUACUUCCAUAUUGACAACUCAGUGCAUUAUGAUGGGAUUUUUCGCGAUAUACGCUGGUUUCAUAUACAACGACUUUUUUGCCACGGGAAUGAACCUCUUUGGAUCGAGGUGGCGCAACACCGGCAAAGAAACAGAUCCGAUACAGUACUAUGAGCAUCUGAUUAAGGAGGAGCAUCGUAGACUUCAAUAUUUCUCAUGCAUAGUAGUAGGAAUCGGAAACGCCACAUCUAAUAAAUCAGCAUGAUCACUCUGGUCUACUAAAGAUUGAAGACUACUUCCUUCUCAGACCUAGCAAUAAUACUGACCAUUAGUUUACAACCAAAGGUACCUUGUCCCGGACUUCGAUCCGUCAAAUCGAGGAGACAAGCUUAUUCAGAAGGAAGGUGGCGGAAGACAGUACUACGCACAGAACUUUGGCCCUUAUCCAUUCGGUGUUGAUCCCGCGUGGAAGGGUGCUAGCAACGAACUGAAUUUCAUGAAUAGCAUGAAGAUGAAGAUAUCGGUGUUGCUCGGCGUCGCCCACAUGAUACUAGGGCUGCUUCUCAGGUUAUCGAACGUCAUCUACGAGAGGAAUCGAGUGGACUUCAUCUGCGAGUUUGUCCCGAUGAUGACCUUCAUGAUUUGCUUCUUCGGAUACAUGGACUACAUGAUCCUGUACAAGGUACUUCAAACUGAAAAGCCUUGUUGUAGUGAGUAGGAAAUAAAUAAAUGGAAACAAGGUUCAGGCAUCGCAUCUAAUAGUUAGUUUCAUCUCACAUCCAUGAUCCCUAUCAAAACAGUGGGUGACCCCGAUGAACGAACCGCCAUCUAUCAUAAACACGCUGAUAUCAAUGGUGAUGCAGACAGAAAACAAGACGCCGCUUUAUGCAGGCGCGGCGGAGACGCAAGCUUUUUUACUCUCCUGCAUGGUUUUCAGUGUUCCCUGCCUCCUUAUACCGAAACCGCUCAUACUGUGGGCAAUAGGUACACAUCUGAAGUUUGCGUACCAGGAGCGUUCAUAGAGGUCCGCAUGGUCCACUUCUCUGUUUUCGUUUUCACACUAACAACAUCAACAUGGGCCUUUUUUAACCCAAUGAUUUUAUUUUUUUUUCUAAAGUUGCCUCAUCGUUCUAAUCUCCACAGCGAAGCGGCGGACCAUGCAACAUUCGCGAGGACAGACGUUUAUGCCACUCUCAGAAACACAACACGAGCCAGAGCAAAAGGUGAAGUUUGACAUGGGGGAAACCUGCAUUCACCAAAUCAUCGAAACGAUCGAAUUCGUUCUCGGUACUAGGAAUUACGAACGCUCGGAUUUCAUCGUACCUACCUGCUCCUAUCCAACGGAGGUAAAUCGUCAUAUCAAUAUUUCGUUACAGUAUUUCUACACGACAUGAUCUUACCACAGGCACCGUAUCGCACACAGCGUCAUAUUUGCGAUUGUGGGCCUUGUCUCUUGCACACCAGCAGCUCUCCGUUGUCUUCUUUAAAAUGCUUUUCACUUCGAGUCUGACAGGGGACGAUUUCUUUCUCGUACGCGCGGUGAAGAUCUACAUCAGCUUCUUCAGUUUCAUGGUCGUCUCCGUCGCGAUUUUUAUGAACAGGAAUUGUGAAUGGAGGCAAUCCUUAAAGGCCCGGUAUUUGCUCUUUGCUUCGGCUAAAUCAACAGAUGUUUUUUAGGUAGUUUUAGCUAUGCUAUAAUGAUGCUCCACCCACUUCCAACCGGUACUUUUCCCCACCUCGUCCUGCUUCAUAGUACUUAUCGGAAUGGACGUGAUGGAGUGCUUUAUGCACACUUUGCGCCUUCACUGGGUCGAAUUCCAGUCCAAGUUCUUUCGUGCGGACGGUUACGAUUUUCUGCCAUUUCGCCACUUGCGACUACUGACGCAGGCAACGCAAGCGAGUUAAUGAACACGUUACUACAUAUGUUCCCGUGGAAAUUGGUUGCAGGAAGUGCGCGUGCUGUGUGCUGGGAGCAAUAGUUCGUGAAGAAGGUGGCUGCGGUGCGGAAGGCGAGCUAUUUUUUUUUCAAUUCAUUGCUGCCCGGUAGCGCAUCGGAUGCGCGCGGAAAUGUCAUGGACAGAAAAUUUGUAAAGUUUAUCUAUUCCGAGUAAUUGAGUAACUUGUCAUGCACUACAACCAUGUCAUGGUUCCCGAAAAAGAAGACUUGUCAGAAAAUCACCCAAAGAAUCCAAUGGAAACACUUACUCGUAUCAGCAAUGACAUCAGCUGAUGUCCGCGGACAAUCCUAUUCUAUCAAUUGCUAUCCUGUGAACUGUUGCUUUUCAAAAGUAAAACUCCGAGCAAGCAAAAGGCUUGAUUCGAGGCUUGUGUUGAAUUAGGA
Amoebophrya sp. A25 is the source of this 5840-nucleotide messenger RNA. NCBI's taxonomy places the organism in Eukaryota, Dinophyceae, Syndiniales, Amoebophryaceae. The record is from the annotation of a GenBank genome assembly.